AGUGGAUGCUGCGACUCUCUGACUGCACCGUUAAGCUGAGGGGUCGGUCGGUUAUGUGUACCUACUUAUCACCUGUCAUCCCGGUAAACCAGUCAUAGAUACAGGUCGAUUCUCUUCUGGGAGCCUGUGGAGGAGCCACCACGGCAGCGGCACGCCGGGAGACACUGAACAGCCCUGCUGCCAAGGCUUUGUGGUGCCAUGAUGAAGAAAUUCAGAGAAGUUAUCCUGCUGCUGUUGCUGUUGUCCUUUGUGCCUCAUGCAGAGGGAACACGCUAUAGCCUGCCAGGGAAACCUGCGCUGACCCGAUGUCGUUCUCCUGAAAAAGAGACUUUCACCUGCUGGUGGGAGCCGGGAUCUGAUGGGGGGCUUCCCACUACUUACGCUCUGUACUACCGCAAAGAAAACUCUGAGACGGUGUACGAGUGUCCCGACUACCACACAGCCGGGAAGAACUCCUGCUUCUUUAACAAGAACGACACGUCCAUCUGGGUCAACUACAACAUCACUGUCGUGGCCUCCAACGCUCUGGGCAGCACCUUCUCCGACCCCGUGGAUAUAGACGUGGUCUACAUUGUCAAACCUAACCCUCCAGAGAAGGUAGCAGUGACUGUGAUGGAGGACAAAGGCUGGCCCUUCCUUCGGGUGUCAUGGGAGCCGCCUCAUAAAGCCGACACCCGCUCCGGCUGGAUCACGCUCAUCUACGAGCUCCGAGUCAAGCUAGAGGGGGAAAAUGAAUGGGAGAUGCACCUUGCGGGCCAGCAGAAGAUGUUUAACAUUUUCAGCCUGCGGUCAGGUGGUAGAUACCUCGUUCAGGUGCGCUGUAAACCGGAUCAUGGCUUUUGGAGUGAAUGGAGUUCGGCUUCCCACAUCAAAGUACCCGACUAUUUCCAUCGGGAAAGGUCAGUGUGGAUCCUCAUCACCGUCUUCUUCGCCUUUAUCUUUCUCAUAGUCUCGUGGUGUAUACACAUAAACAGCCACAGCCUGAAGCAUUGCAUCCUGCCACCAGUCCCUGGUCCAAAAAUCAGAGGAUUUGAUAAGCAGCUUCUCAAGAAUGGCAAGUCGGAGGACAUCUUCAGCGCACUGGUGGUGUCUGAUUUUCCCCCAACCAGUUCAUCCAACUACGAGGACUUGCUGGUGGAAUAUUUAGAGGUUUACAUCCCCGAGGAGCAGGAAUUGAUCCUGGAGGAAAGCAAGGAUCUACACGACGGUUGCCUCAAACCAAAAGGCUCUACGUUUGACAGUGACUCUGGCCGGGGCAGCUGCGACAGCCACACCCUGCUGAUGGAUAAGUGUGGAGAAGCAAAGGACGACGGGCGGCAAACAGAUCAGGACGGCAGUCAAACGGGUUCGGAGGCACAAAGGCAGCAGGCGGCCUGGGAGCAGGAAGCGCUGACAUAUGCUCAUGAAGACAUGAUCAGCCCUGAUAUGUCCAGUGGGAGGGUGAAGACCUGGCCUUCGGUGUUUUCUCCACUGCCCCAGUACAGCUUAAGCCCACUUAGUCAACCGAGCUCCCUUGAAACGGCGAAGCAGCACUGCCUUUCUGACAGCCUCUUCCCCCCGAGCUCCUUAUCAUCCUACCUCACUCAGCCUGGCCAAAGCACCAAGGAGGCUCUCAGGUCAAGCUGCUCUGAUUUCUGCUCGAGCAACAAGCAGCCUCUUCUGCUCCAUCCCCAGCCGGACGCCCGACACCAACUCCAGGCUCGCAGUGAUGUCAGCAUCUCCAGCAUCAGCCACAAAGAAGCACCUGCUGGUCUGCAGCUGCCCACUGUUCGAUCCACAGAGUACGUUGAAGUCCACACUGUCAACGAGGAGGAUAUGGUGCUUCUCCAUCCGGUUCCUGUAGGCCACAGCCAUGGAAAAGGCUGCCUGCAGACGCACCAGGGGGAGGACUACAGCAAGGUGAAUGGGGUGGAUAAAAACAAUGUGCUGCUGCUCCAGAGAGAAGUGAUGGAGGAGCAGGUGGACAUGUGCCCUUGUGAGAACAAGGACGCGAAUGGAGCAACAGAAAGCUACUGCACAUCUUCUGCUCAGAAGUCUAUACCUUGCAUUCAUACUGCCCUGCCAGUGCAGGAGGAAAAGGCAGUGAAUGGAUAUGUUGACACGGCCACCAUGUUCCCCCUGCCCAUUCACUAGCUGCUACAUAACUGGCAGGUGCUGGACAUUAAAAGAUGAAAGUUGUAGGCCAGGACUAAGACACAAACAGAAACUGGAUGACACCAACAUACAGUGGUUGCAAAGACAAUGUUUUGGUGUCAAAAGGUAGCCGUUACUUUUCAACUUCUUCUUGUAUGAGAAAGGUCUUUUCACUGAUUACAGUGCAGUAGUCAGGCAUAGCCAGGUCUAUCUCUACGUUGCUGGAGAACGGUCGGACUGCAUUCAACGUCAUUCUGCUAUAGACAACAGAAAUGCUCCAUGAUGCAGCGACGUAGCGAUGGUGUCUUUGCUAAGUCAUGUCUGAAGAGGAUUUGCUUUGGGUGAACCAUGCCAGGGAAAUGAAACUUUCCAUACCCGAUGGACAAACAUGCAUCCGUUUUAGUUGUUCUGCUCUUUGUAGAUCUUUACGACCAUUCACUGUAAGAACCAAGCAAGCCUGCCUUAUUGUAAGAUCCAAGUCUUUGUCAGAACUUGCCAUUUUCAGAGUGUGGGCUACUUUUUCACAGGGCGCUGCUGUUGUUUCUCAUAGCAAAGAGGAUUUAGGAAACAAAGGGAGGAUGGCAGGCUUAUACCCUCCGUCUAUGUCCAGUGAGUCUGAAUAUCUGAUAACAAAUAUCCAAGAAUUUGAGUGAAUGAUUUAAAUAAUUAUCAGAGAAUGUAAUUGAAUAUAUAAAUGAUGUGAUACUACAUGUUAUUCUGAUUAUAUUCCACCAUAAAUCAUCAUUCUCAGGCACGCCAACUUUAAAAAAAAAACAUUUUCAUCAAUAUAUUACUGUUGUUUCUCUUAAAAACUACUUGUGUAAAAUCUAAAUUGCAGAAAACUCAAACAUCAGAUGUUUUUAGUUGUUGCAAUUUUUGUCCAUGUGUAUUUUCCUUCUACCCGGUGAGAAACCCCGACAGAACACUACAUGUUAAAGCUAUUUGUAUAUGUAUAACAUGAGAUCCAGAAAGAAGAAAACUGAGAAAGUGGGACUAAUUUGUGCUGUUUUGUGCUAUUAUAAACAGAUUUUCCUCUGUUUACAUAUAUACUCAUUUAAAAAAGGAGUUAUUUCUAUAAAGACGUUUAGUUUUUGUGCUUGGAAUGCCACGUACAACGUGCACUUUUGUAUCUGUAUAGCUACCCAUAGCAUAGCAGCAACACGUGUAGCUUUAAUGACAGUUUCUAACUGCCCUAAAAUCUUUUUGGAAAGCUUGUCAUGAACAUUAUAUUUAUAAUAAAUUUACAAGGUCCUGUAACAAAAA
Amphiprion ocellaris (clown anemonefish) is the source of this 3396-nucleotide messenger RNA. It is a transcript of the gene prlra, whose product is annotated as prolactin receptor a. The record is from RefSeq and is a predicted model, not a curated record. Gene Ontology annotation, cellular component: membrane; signaling receptor complex; external side of plasma membrane. Bases 199 to 2133 code for a protein of 644 amino acids. The transcript is spliced from 9 exons. Gene Ontology annotation, molecular function: cytokine receptor activity; cytokine binding. Lineage: Eukaryota; Metazoa; Chordata; Actinopteri; Pomacentridae. Gene Ontology annotation, biological process: cytokine-mediated signaling pathway.